UUUCUCAGUGCUACCACGGGAACCUGCUUUUCAUCAUGAAGAAAACUGAUGCACCCAAUGAUCCCCUCAAUCAUGUCAUUUAUAUUUCGCUUCCUCAUCUCCUUCUCUGCAACGACCAACUUAACCACCUCCUCCAUCUCUCCCUAGCUCUUUCUCUCUCUCGCCGCCACCCCCCCAACUCAGAUGGCUUUUCAAUCUAUUAUCCUCCUUUUUGUGUCACUGAUUUCUCUAACCUAUCCUUUACAAACUAUCAGCACUAACCCAUAUCAGUUCUUCAAUCUCAUGAAAGCUUCCUUGUCAGGAAAUGUCCUGUCUGAUUGGGAUGUCACGGGAGGGAAACCAUACUGCAAUUUCACAGGAGUUGGCUGCAACGGUCGAGGUUAUGUUGAGAUGAUUGACGUAACUGGGUGGUCAAUUUCUGGCCGUUUUCCAUCUGGAAUAUGCUCGUACUUUCCAGACUUGCGUGUUCUUCGUCUAGGCCACAACAGUAUCCACGGUGACUUCCUUCACAGCAUCGUCAACUGCUCUUUCUUGGAAGAGUUGAACUUGAGCUUUUUGUUUGCUACCGGAACAUAUCCAGAUUUCUCACCAUUGAAAUCCUUACGGAUACUUGACGUGUCAUACAACCGCUUCACGGGUGAGUUUCCCAUAUCAGUAACAAAUCUUUCCAAUCUUGAGGUGCUCAACUUCAAUGAAAACGAUGGCCUCCACUUAUGGCAACUGCCGGAUAAUAUUUCUAGGCUGACAAAGCUCAAACGCAUGAUCUUGACAACCUGCGUGCUGCAUGGUCCAAUCCCAGCAUCAAUCGGAAACAUGACAUCCCUUGUUGAUCUUGAGUUAAGCGGGAAUUUCCUUUCUGGUCAUAUCCCUGUAGAGCUUGGAUUGUUGAAGAACUUGCAGCAACUUGAGCUCUACUAUAAUUACCACCUUUCCGGUAAUAUACCUGAGGAAUUUGGAAACUUGACAGAGCUUGUAGAUUUGGACAUCUCAGUCAAUAAAUUGACAGGAAAGAUUCCAGAAUCUGUAUGUCGCCUUCCCAAGCUUGAGGUCCUGCAGCUUUACAACAACAGUCUCUCAGGAGAAAUCCCCAGAGCCAUCGCAAGUUCAACAACCUUGCGCAUACUCUCAGUUUACGAUAACUUUCUGACAGGAGAAGUGCCGCAGGACCUGGGGCACUUAUCAGCCAUGAUCGUCGUAGACUUGUCAGAGAACCGCCUAUCAGGGCCAUUACCAUCAGAUGUUUGCAGGGGAGGUAAACUGCUCUACUUUCUUGUCCUGGAUAACAUGUUUUCUGGAGAGUUACCUGAUAGCUAUGCAAAAUGCAAGACUCUUCUAAGGUUUCGACUGAGUCAUAACCAUUUGGAGGGCUCAAUACCUGAAGGUAUUCUAGGCCUUCCUCGUGUUUCAAUUAUUGAUUUGAGUUAUAAUAACUUUAGUGGUCCAAUUUCAAAUACAAUUGGAACUGCGAGAAACUUGUCAGAACUGUUCGUACAAAGCAACAAGAUUUCGGGUGUUAUACCUUCUGAAAUUUCUAGGGCUGUCAAUCUGGUAAAGAUUGAUCUCAGCAGUAAUCUCCUGUAUGGCCCCAUACCUUCUGAAAUUGGCUAUUUAAAGAAGCUAAAUUUACUGAUCUUGCAAGGCAACAAGCUGAAUUCUUCCAUCCCCAAGUCGCUAUCUUUGUUAAGAUCUCUCAAUGUUCUUGAUCUUUCCAACAACCUCUUGACUGGAAGUAUCCCUGACAGUCUGAGCGAGUUGUUACCAAACUCCAUCAACUUUUCAAACAAUCUUCUCUCUGGUCCAAUACCUCUCUCACUGAUUAAGGGGGGACUGGUGGAGAGUUUUUCAGGCAACCCAGGUCUCUGUGUUCCAGUCUAUGUUGAUUCAUCAGAUCAAAGUUUCCCCAUGUGUUCACACACUUACAAUCGAAAGAGGCUAAAUUCUAUCUGGGCAAUCGUAGUAUCAGUAGCUAUCCUUAGUGUUGGAGCUCUCCUGUUUCUUAAACGACAAUUCAGUAAAGACAAAGCUGCCAAGCAACACGAUGAGACCACGGCUUCAUCAUUCUUCUCCUACAAUGUAAAGAGCUUCCACCCAAUAAGUUUCGAUCAACGUGAGAUCCUUGAUGCCAUGGUUGACAAGAACAUAGUGGGCCAUGGAGGAUCUGGGACUGUGUACAAAAUUGAACUGAGCAGCGGAGAGGUUGUUGCAGUGAAGAAGCUGUGGAGUAGGAAAUCGAAAGAUUCUGCUUCAGAUGAUCAAUUGCUGUUGGAUAAGGGGUUGAAAACUGAGGUAGGGACUCUAGGAAGUAUAAGGCACAAGAACAUAGUCAAGUUGUACUGUUAUUUCUCGAGUUCGGAUUGCAACCUGUUGAUUUAUGAGUAUAUGCCAAAUGGGAACCUUUGGGAUGCCCUUCACAAAGGGUCGACCCAUCUGAAUUGGCCCACCCGUCAUCAAAUAGCAGUUGGAGUUGCUCAGGGCUUGGCAUAUCUCCAUCAUGAUCUCCUGCCACCAAUCAUUCACAGAGACAUAAAGUCAACCAACAUCCUGCUUGAUGCUAACUACCGGCCCAAAGUUGCAGAUUUUGGCAUAGCCAAGGUUUUGCAAGCUAGAGGAGGGAAAGACUCCACCACCACUGUCAUUGCAGGGACCUACGGUUAUUUGGCCCCGGAAUAUGCGUACUCAUCUAAAGCAACAACCAAGUGUGAUGUCUACAGUUUUGGGGUGGUGUUGAUGGAACUAAUAACUGGGAAGAAGCCAGUAGAGGCAGAUUUUGGAGAGUGCAAGAAUAUUAUACAUCUGGUUUCAACAAAAGUGGACACCAAGGAAGGAGUGAUGGAGGUGCUGGACAAGAAGUUAUCAGGGUCUUUCAGAGAUGAGAUGAUUCAGGUUCUCCGGAUCGCCAUCCGAUGCACCUACAAGACCCCAGCCCUUCGACCCACCAUGAAUGAAGUUGUCCAGUUGCUGAUCGAGGCAGGCCAGAACAGAGUCGAUUCUUUCAGGUCAUCAAAUAAAAGCAAAGAGGCAUCAGACGUCACUAAAAUAAAGAACCAGUUUGAAAUAUGAUUGCAAUAGUAGUAUGGUGGGGAUGUAGGUUAAGAGUAAUAUAGCAACUAUAUACAAUAGCAUUGUCUCUAAAAACUUUUGAGAGACUUGUCAUAAAGAGUAACUUAAUCUUCUUUUCGUUUAACUAAAGUAGCUUUCAGAUUAAUCUCUUUUAUUUUUCUUCUUUUCCAUUUUGUUUUACUGCUCUUGUAAGUUAUAUGAGGAAUUUUAUCAAUACAACUGCUUUAUAGUAACGCACA
Populus euphratica (Euphrates poplar) is the source of this 3299-nucleotide messenger RNA. RefSeq names its product Leucine-rich repeat transmembrane protein kinase family protein (gene XIP1). The transcript is spliced from 2 exons. Gene Ontology annotation, molecular function: receptor serine/threonine kinase binding; protein kinase activity; ATP binding. Gene Ontology annotation, biological process: protein phosphorylation. The record is from RefSeq and is a predicted model, not a curated record. The coding region runs from base 184 to 3060 and encodes 958 amino acids. Lineage: Eukaryota; Viridiplantae; Streptophyta; Magnoliopsida; Malpighiales; Salicaceae.